Messenger RNA from Sinocyclocheilus anshuiensis, 2579 nucleotides. Its product is annotated as Golgi phosphoprotein 3-like. Lineage: Eukaryota; Metazoa; Chordata; Actinopteri; Cypriniformes; Cyprinidae. The record is from RefSeq and is a predicted model, not a curated record. Gene Ontology annotation, molecular function: phosphatidylinositol-4-phosphate binding. The transcript is spliced from 4 exons. Gene Ontology annotation, cellular component: trans-Golgi network; Golgi cisterna; cytosol. Gene Ontology annotation, biological process: retrograde vesicle-mediated transport, Golgi to endoplasmic reticulum; Golgi organization; Golgi vesicle budding. The coding region runs from base 238 to 1116 and encodes 292 amino acids.
ACGUUGACGUCACAUUACAUGCGUCAUUGCGUCAUCACUGUCUGCCAUAUUGUAUACGGAAAUAAGAGUGGAAGAGGGCCGACGUCCCGGAUGCAUGUAAACAUCCACGUCAACAGAAAGUAUAUUGAUGAAACAGUUAUAAGGGCGCGGAACAGCGCGAAUACAGACAUUACGGGCUCUGGCGGAUGUAUAAUUAAAUGACUUAAACACGGUGGUGUUUUUAGGUUUGUGCAAACAAUGACUUCCCUAACGCAGAGAAACUCGGGCCUGGUGCAGAGACGGACCGAGGCCUCGCGUAGCGCCGCGGAUAAGGAGAAAAGCCCCGGAGAGGAUGAGGACGAGUCCCGCCGCGGAGAAGAGGACGACGACAACAAGGGAGACGCUAAAGAAACGCGGCUGACUUUGAUGGAAGAGGUGCUGCUGCUCGGACUGAAGGAUAGAGAGGGUUACACAUCAUUCUGGAAUGAUUGCAUAUCAUCUGGACUGAGAGGGUGUAUGUUUAUUGAACUUGCCUUAAGAGGACGCCUGCAACUGGAGGCAUCUGGAAUGAGGAGGAAAAGCCUGCUAACCAGAAAGGUGAUUUGUAAAUCUGAUGCCCCCACUGGAGACAUGUUGCUAGACGAGGCAUUGAAACAUGUUAAAGAGACUCAGCCUCCAGAAACAGUCCAGAGCUGGAUUGAGUUGUUAAGUGGUGAAACCUGGAAUCCGUUGAAGCUGCACUACCAGUUGCGAAAUGUGCGAGAGCGCUUGGCUAAGAACUUGGUGGAGAAGGGUGUCCUCACCACAGAGAAGCAAAACUUCCUGCUUUUUGACAUGACCACCCACCCGCUCACCAACAACACCAUCAAGCAGCGGCUAGUGCGCAAGGUCCAAGAGUCCGUCCUGGAGAAAUGGGUCAACGAUCCCCAACGGAUGGAUAAGCGUCUGCUGGCACUGCUGUUCCUGGCACAUUCCUCUGAUGUUCUAGAGAACGCCUUCUCUCCUCUGCUGGACGACCAGUACGAUCUAGCCAUGAAGAGGGUGCGGAUGCUUCUGGAUCUCGAGCCCGAGGCUGAAGCUGCCAAGUCAGGCGCCAACGAGCUGCUGUGGGCGGUGGUGGCCGCUUUCACCAAAUGAACCUCCAGAGUAGAGAGAAAGGGACUCAACUUUGUGCUCAUGGCAUUGGACUCCGGCCGCUGGCCCCAAGCUUGGUUGAUUCGGACUAAUUUUGGUGAUGGUGAUGAUGGAAAUGCAAAUUAUGAAGGAGAAGAUGCUGAUGAUGACGAUACUUGGAAAGGGACAGCUUUUUCUCAUUGUCACAAAUCUGUCUCUGACCUUCACAAAGGUGUUGCCCUGUCUACUUCAAAUGGCCAAUAGUUGAUUGCAAUGAUUGCAAUUCACUGUGAGGCUUCUUGUAGUUCAUGCACUUAGAUCAUAAAGUUAAUGUAAGAACAAAAAUGAGCGCAUUGAAGGGAGGUGGUUUGUAAAGGGUCUGUACUUAAAUAGGCCGUGACUAAUCUUAAUCCAGAUCCAGAUAUAGUUCUACAGUAAUUUCAAACUCCAUGUGUCUUUGAAUAAGGAGCCACUUCUUCCGAACACACAGGUUUGAUGAUCCUUGUCAUGGUUACAUGGAAAGGUCCAGUUUCGGUUGCAUUUGCAUAUUCAGCAGGAAAUGUUCCAUUCGUUUCUGCUACCUGAAAUGAGUCCUGAGUUGAAAGAAAAUAAACCAAUUCACAUUUCAAAAGACUGAAACGCAAGCAUAAGUUUUUCUCCGGUGCUUUGAAGAUACAUGACCUUGCUUCCUUGCAAGUCUUCUUUCCAGAAAUCCACUCUUUCUGAAUGCUCAAAGAAUAAAAUGUUCUAAUGCGUGCUAAUAUUUUAGUUUUUUUGCUUGGCGAUUCACAUCGGCCUGUGUAUGAAGUGACUCUAACUUGAUAGCGAUUGUUAUAUUACUCACAGCCUUUUGUUCGGCUUAUCAAAUCUAGUUCAUCUCUCCAAUACAAGAUCAACAGUUCAUUCUGACAAUGAAUGGCUUGGGUUUUAUACUAUAAUGCACCACAAACCAGGUCAAGGAAGCAUUGAGCUCACAAAUACAACAUAAAUCAAACGUCUGGGUUUAAGUUGCCUCAUAACUUUCAUGCAUUUCAUACAAAUAGCCAGUCAAACACUACAGGAGCCCCAACUUCAAGAAAAGCUUUCAUUCCCGAGGCCUUUUUAUAGUGAUCACUGCAUUGAUGUAGCUUUCUUGUCAUAUAUGCUUUUGUUCAUGCCAUAAUCUCUCCUCUUGCUAUGUUUCCAAUUUUUAUACUAUGUUUUUAAUAAUUUUUAUUUUGUUCCUUCCUUUAGCCGUUACCACAAUAUUUCAGUUGUUUGUCAUGUUUUUGGUUGUCUCUUGUCCUGAAAGAGGACAGGUAAAGCACGGGAUAGGGAUAUGCCCUUUCUGUGUACGCAAGCAGGUUUGACAUGAUGAUUUACUGUUAGUAAACAAUAAUUAAUGAGCUGUAAAAGUAGAAAUGGUGUGAAACGGAUGCCCUGAUUUGUACAUCUGCUUUUUAUCAUAUAAUAAAGUAAUAUCUUUAAGUGCCUGGAAGGUAUAUGAA